AAGCUGAGAUUUGUGAUUACAUCGUUAGUUUGAGUGUCGCUCAAAAUCCUCAUUUAGAUAUUAAUAGAUUUUUAAGUUGGAUUACAGAAGAUUUUGAUGCUUUGAAAUAUUUUACCCGAGAUAUUUUGAAAAAAGAUUAUAAGGACAUUGAAACCCGUUUGUCAUCCACUGCAUUGCCACACUUGUAA
Molecule: messenger RNA, 188 nt
Organism: Racocetra fulgida
Lineage: Eukaryota; Fungi; Glomeromycota; Glomeromycetes; Diversisporales; Gigasporaceae
Source: the annotation of a GenBank genome assembly